AUGGGACUAGUAAACAGACACCUCCCUUUAUGCAUAGUGAGAGUUCAGCCCUUCUUUCCAUUGGUUUUAUUUUACCCAGGCCCACCCAUCAGCUUGCAUCUCAUUUGUAUACAUUAGCGACAAGGCAGGUGCAGAGGGAGGCAGAGAGGAGACAGCAGCAGGGAAGACGGCUCCUCACCAUGGCUUCUGGACGGACACUGGAUCGUUGCUUUGUGCUGGGGAUGCUACUUCUGUGCACUGCAGAGAAAGUUUUCUCUCAAGAAGUUCAAGCUGAAAAUGUCACAGUGGUGGAGGGCGGUAUGGCGGAAAUCAGCUGCCGGCUACAUCAGUAUGAUGGCUCCAUUGUGGUUAUCCAGAAUCCUUCAAGACAAACACUCUUUUUUAAUGGCACACGGGCUCUAAGGGAUGAACGUUUUCAGAUGGUGGAAUUCACCCAGAAGCUGGUAAAGAUCCAUCUGACAAAUGCGAAGUUGGAUGAUGAAGGCGGAUACUUCUGUCAGCUUUAUACAGAGGAUACACACCAUCAAAUCGCCACACUAACUGUGCUCGUGCCCCCUGAGAACCCACUAGUGGAGGUAAAUGAGCAGGCUGUGGAAGGGGGGGAAAUAGAGCUGACAUGCAUCUCCCCUAGAACAAAACCUGCAGCUUCUCUACGCUGGUACAGGGACCGCAAAGAACUCAAAGGUAUCGCCAGCAAACAGGAGAACAUAAAAACCUUCAGUAUUACAAACAGCAUACGCUUCACUGUGGACCGGAAGGACAAUGGUGAGAUAGUAACCUGUGAAGCAUCACACCCAGCUUUAAAAGGACAGAAGAAGCAGACACAGUAUGUGUUGGAUGUUCAAUUUUCCCCCAUAGCUCGAAUACAGUCCUCACAGAGUGUGGUGAGAGAAGGGGAGCUUCUGACACUCAAAUGUGAAGUCACAGGAAAUCCACGACCGACUGAGAUAAUUUGGAGCCGUUUAAAUGAUUCCUUACCAGAACGAGCGCAGAUCCAGGGGGACCUCUUGACUUUCCCGGCACUCAGCAUGCAGGACAAUGGAACCUAUAGCUGCCAGGUGUCCAAUAAGCGUGGAAGAUCCUCUGACCAAUACGUUCUUGUUGUGUAUGACCCUGGAGCAAUCAUCGCCGCCCAAACUCAAGUUCCAUAUGCCGUAAUUGGAGGGAUCCUUGCACUUCUUGUCUUCCUUGUCAUCUGUGUUCUCAUUGUUAUGGUCUGGUGUUCAGUCCGACAGAAAGGUUCUUACCUGACUCAUGAAGCAAGUGGUCUGGAUGAGCAUGGCGAGGCACGGGAGGCAUUUCUAAAUGGCGGAGAAAACCACAAGAGAAAGGAGGAGUUUUUUAUUUAAAGACACAAACAAAAGAGUCCCAACACAGUAUUAAUAACCUAUAUUUUUUAUUUUGUCUUACCUUUGGAGGGCGGGGUAGGGAUGAUGUUUGGACAAUGGGUUUGGUAGAAAAGAGAUAGAAGAGGGAAUGUUUAACCCCUUUGUUCCCAAGGAGCAGUAACAUAAAACACAUUUCCAUUCCUUGGAAGCAAAUGGGUUAAUGGUCCCAUGUAGAGGUUGAUGAGCAGAUUGUGGAGUAUGCAAGGUCAGAAAAGAGUGUGAAUUAUGUGGGUAUAGGGGUAAAAUAUGGAGUUACUUUUUCAUAUCAAACUAAAUAGCUGAUUCUAGAAUAUUCUGGAAAGAGCAAAACAAAUACAUAUUUAUAUUUGAUCAAACAUUUAAGACGGAAUUGGCAAGGAGCACACUAAGAAAUGCAAAGUUGAGCAUAGCAGGUUACCUCUGGGGAUAUAGAGCCUAAAAUUAUUCGAUGUAAUGAGCUUAUCUUCGCCAGAGACCAGAGUCUGUAAAAUGGGAAGAUGUUAUUGAUACAGAGCUAGGAACUUCUAAGGCUACAGGGCAUAUAAAUAUCUAUGGCCAACAGCCGUGAAACUCCAAAAGCUACAGGGACUGAAAACAUUUUAAGCUACAGAGCCUAGAAUAUAUAUAGGGACCAAAGAUUGUGUUCCCUGGUAUGCAUAUUAGGAAAUACAGUAUUACAGAGCUAGAGCUUGUAUUCCUUAUGGGUUCAGUGCCUUGCAUUAAUGAGGAUACAAAACCUUGUAUGUUUCAGAAUAUAUGGGCUGGAACGUCUUCUCAUGGGUUAGGAAAACAAAGGAGGGUGAAAAACCUGGCACAUAUGUGUAGCUCAGGGGACACAGAGAAGUGCUCACAUUAAUAUCUUGGAAACGAAGUAAGCUGGGUGGAUGGACGAUCAGUGAUUUGUGCCAGUACAGACUCAGUAUUACGAGCGUGACGUUUGUUUAAUCACCUUAAUUAGGAAGAAAUCAGCACGGCUCAGAGUCCCCAGCGAGGGAAGGGAAUGCUGCGGGGAGGGAGAGCGGAGGCAUAAGUCACAGGUUUAAAUGGGAGAACGAGAGUAAUCCAAACAAUAACAGAGACAAGUUCUAGUCACUGUCAGACACUUGUAAUUUCAGUGCCAGCACUGCCACAUGCAGGGGACUAUUUACAAAUGAGUGAGUAACAUUCACUCUCUGAAGAUGCAGCAAGGCAAUCAACUGCACGGCCAGUAAAAAAGUUACAGUUAACCCUCACCAAACGAUGGAUACUUUUGUAGGAGAUGCCAUGCUGCAAAUUUGGUGGGUGAACCCUGCUUAUUUAUUGUAGCCUAUUUAAGACAGUCCAUUUAUCUGUAAGUGCAUUUACCUGUGAUCAUUAUUAUCGUUGGUCUGUAAAACACAUAUGACUCAUUGGAUUAGAGACGCAACAUGAAAAUAUUGAUCUAAUCUAAAAUACAAACUAGCAGGUCUGUUCUAGCUACCGAAAUAAUACUGUAAACAUAAUUAAUUGAACAGUUUUGUAAAAGGUCUAGUCCUAUCAGAUUAAGUUAAAACAUGCACUGAAUAAACAGUUAGCACCUGAUUAAACAGCACAUAUUAAUAUGAAUAUUUUUAAAAGGUUUACUUAAAAUACUAAAACUGACAAGUAGUUGACCUUUGCACUUAAAAAAACAUCAAUUUCAAUCUAGAAUUGACCAUCUUUGGUGUGAACUUGAUGAAGAAAAUACCAAAUUAAUUUCAUCUUCUACCAGGCUUUGCCAACUUAUUUUCCUGCAAAGAAGCACAUACAUUGUAAGAUGUUUUUAAAGAGAGAUUUUAUUUUAAAAAUGAAAUGUUGUAAUUUGUUCUUUUUGUUUUAGUGCCCCUUUCUAUCUAGUACUACUCAACAAGCCUACACUUUGAGCAGGGCGAGAGGGGCACCUGACCAGGACCCUGUGCUUUUAGGGGCCCGCAAUAUUAGGAGUGAGGUUAUGAGAAAGUGCACUGUACAUCCUUUAUUUAGUUUAUGAAGAAGUGUUUAUGGUAUCAGGAGGUGUAAUGUUUAGUUUAUUUUUUAUAUACGUAACACUAAAUGUUGUGAAAGGGGUGGGCCAUACAGAGGGCAAGGCAUACAGGGAUAAGGGAAUAGCAUUUUUCUUUCCCAGGGACGACAAAUGCUGGGUUGCCCUGCCACUCAAAAGCAACAACACAUUGCAGCUCCUAGGCAGAACAUGAUAGGUGACCAGUUAGGAACAAUACAUUUACAAUUGCCACCAAUCAGCGGCUUCUGAAUGGGAUUUUAGUUAUGUUAAAGGGCCAUUAUACACUCAUUUUUUCUUUGCAUAAAUGUUUUGUAGAUGAUCAUCUAUUUAUAAAGCCCAUAAAGUUUGUUUUUUUUAAAAAUGUAUAAUUUUGCUUAUUUUUAAAUAUCAUUGCUCUGAUUUUCAGACUCCUAACCAAGCCCCAAAGUUUUAUUUGAAUACCGUCAGCUACCUUCUCCAGCUUGCUCCUGUUUGUGUAAAGGGUCUUUUCAUAUGCAAAAGAAGGGGGAGGGGGGGAGUGUCUUAUUUCCCACUUGCAGUGGGUUUUCCAACUACCUUUUCAACAGAGCUAAACUGAAAGCUUCUAAGUACGUUUUUAAACCAUUUUAUACUGGAUUUUUAUAUCAGUAUCUGUGCAUCUUAUUCGUUAUAGUAGUGUCUAUUACAUGCAGUUAUAUUAAAAUGAGUGUAUACUGUCCCUUUAAGCACAUCAGUGUCCUAAUGUAAAAAUGACAAUGUAGUGCAAUAGAACAUUUCUUUUUGCAUCGGAUUGUCCAUUCAAGCCAUAAAAUAUAUAGAAAGGAAAUGUAAGCUUUGCUUUGUCGACAUUGUUAAUUUUGCAGUUCUUGUGUCCCUUGUCCCUUUAAAAAUCAAUUCUGUUUUAGAUGCUACCUUCCCAAAGCUAAUUAUUCUUUGCAUACAGUUUACGUUUUAAUUGCAAUUAACACUUUCUGUUUACUAAAAGCAAUCAAUUAAAGUAUGAGAUUAA
Bombina bombina (fire-bellied toad) is the source of this 4354-nucleotide messenger RNA. It is a transcript of the gene CADM4, whose product is annotated as cell adhesion molecule 4. Gene Ontology annotation, cellular component: cell-cell contact zone. The record is from RefSeq and is a predicted model, not a curated record. Gene Ontology annotation, biological process: negative regulation of peptidyl-tyrosine phosphorylation; regulation of wound healing; regulation of Rac protein signal transduction. Bases 30 to 1349 code for a protein of 439 amino acids. Lineage: Eukaryota; Metazoa; Chordata; Amphibia; Anura; Bombinatoridae. The transcript is spliced from 9 exons. Gene Ontology annotation, molecular function: vascular endothelial growth factor receptor 2 binding.